CGGGAUUUGAUCGUGACGGUCAAAAUAUUGUAUCACACGUGCUUUCCUCUAACAUAAGAUGUGACGACAGAGUUUUAAUUCAACGUAUGUAUGUGUGUGUGUGUAUAUACGUGUCAUGUAGUAGAGACAAGUAAACGACGACGCCGUAUAGCUAAGCUUAACAGUUCAUUUAUCAGUCAAGCACGACCGCGUGCGGAACACGGUUCACAUAGUCUUGGCUGCAUCAUCAACUAGAAAAAAGAAAAGAAAAGAAAAGAAAAAAAAAAUAAUAAAAAAUAAGAAUAAGAAGAAAUAUAGUCAAAGAUAACUCUUCAAUUAAAAAUCAAAAGUCAGUCUCGUUUUUAUCUAAUUCCAAUAAAAACUGGAAUAUUCGUGGAUUUGUUUGUUUCUAUUACAUGUCAAAGUUUUUACAAAUAACAGUUGUUCGAUUAUCAUUAAAUUAAAUCAUAAUAAUAAGCUGCAUUACGUCGGAUUAUUGGAAAUUUCGUUAAAAGGUGAUUUUCACGAGCAACCCGUUGUUAGGUGGAUCAUCGUUGUUGAUCGUAAUCAAGACACGAUAGAUCUAACAUCGAAAAAAAUCGACACGCUGGCGCUAAUUCAACGAUAUGUAAUUAUUACAUACUCUAGAUUAAGGCUGACGGAACUGGGCAGAGCCGACGUUAAAUUGUCUCAGGUUGAUCCUGAAAUUCGCGAUUUUGGGAUAAGGAACUAUCAUCCUACAAUACGUCAGCACCGAAUUCGGCAUGGUCGGUUUGCCGGUCUUGGAGACUGAAACAUCCUUGAUGAGCAAUAAUCAAAUAAACGAUCUAGAGAAGUGCAAUGAAAGCAGAAGUACAGAAUUAGUUAGGAUUAUGGAUCAACCUUUCGUUAUUCCACGUGUAACGAUGUCACCCAAUAAUGGUAAUGACAAUUACACGUUGGAAUUUGAGAAGAUUGGCAAAUCCGAUAAGAAGAAGACAUUCAACGCGGCUGAAAUGAAAGCGGAACCUGUGGUAUUGAAAAAAGUUGCAGCCGGCCUAAAAGUUCCUAAUGGACAAACGAACAAAAAGGAUAUGCCAAUGGCAAAUGGUGGCAGUGGUGGUGAAGGUGGUGGUAAUGGUGGUGGUUCGUUAUCCAGUGGAUGUUCCAUAGUGACCAUCUCUUCCGUUGCUAAUUCAGACCCCGAUCCUGAUUACUCUAAAGAUCCAAUUCGAAAUGGUGGUGGAAGAAAACAAAGGACCGAAAAAUGGUACAACACGCUCAUGCAAAUUUCUGUACCAUUUUUCAUCGCUGGAGGUGGCACCAUAGGAGCUGGUCUUGUUUUAGACCAAGUUCAACACUGGGAAGUAUUCCAAUCCGUAGGCGAACUGUUGAUCUUGGUACCUGCAUUGUUAGGAUUAAAAGGAAAUCUCGACAUGUGUUUGGCAUCCCGAUUGAGUACCCAAGCGAAUUUAGGAAAUAUGCAUAAAUUACGGGAAAUAAUGAAAAUGAUUAUUGGCAAUAUCGCCCUUGUACAAAUCCAAGCGAUAGUUGCUGCUGUUUUGGUAGCAAUUUUUGCAAUAAGCGUUGGUGCAAUACAAGAAGCUGUGCACGGCGAUGAAAACAAUCUUGAUUCGCCAUUCAAAUGGAAUUACGCUUUACUAUUGGCUGCGUCGAGUGUUUGCACGGCAACAAGUUCCUGUUUUAUUUUAGAUUUCGUGAUGAUUGCGGUAAUCAUGAUAUCCCAUAAAUGUAAGAUGAACCCGGACAAUCUAGCAACACCAUUAGCAGCAUCGGUCGGUGAUGUGGUAUCGAUCAGUGUCCUAUCAAGAAUAGCAUCCGCAUUUUUCCUAAGAUUACAACAGGAACAAAUUUGGAUUCUCUAUGUCGUAUUAAUCGGUUACUUUUUAUUAUUACCAUUUUGGAUCGCGGUGGUUAUGAAAAAUAAAUAUACGAGAAAUGUUUUAACAUCUGGUUGGGUACCCGUCUUGUCUGCACUGUUCAUCAGUGGCCUUGGUGGAUUGAUUUUGAACGAAGUAGUCGACAAAUUUACCGGAUUCGUAGUAUUCCAACCAAUUAUCAAUGGAAUCGGCGGUAAUUUGGUAUCCGUGCAAGCUUCGCGAAUCUCAACGAUGUUGCAUCAAACCUCUAUUCUAGGAAUUUUACCUCCCCACGCUAAAUUAUGGGUAGCACCGUGGACGGCACUUUUCAAAGGAGCACCUUACGCCAAAACUGCCAGGUUAUUAAUCGGAAUGGCAAUUUCCGGUCAAUUGGUAUUCGUUUUUCUAGCGGAUUAUAUUAAAUGUCAGAGUACAACAUUGGACGCUUACUUUGUAAUUUCUUAUAUCGUUGUAUCCGUUUUACAAGUAAUGUUGUUGCUCUACGUAGCACACAUAAUAAUACAUGCAAUGUGGAGGCACAAAAUAGAUCCAGACAAUUCAGCGAUACCAUAUUUAACUGCAUUAGGUGAUCUAUCGGGCACCAUGUUUCUAGCAUUAGCUUUCUGGUUCCUAACAGCUAUACACAAGGAAUAUAAAUCCUGUGAAAUUAACGACGUUGCCACGACAACUAUUAAUACAAAUUUGAUUGGAAAUUCAACGUUAAUCCCGAUCGUUUAUAACGCAACAUUUUCAUCGUUAAACUAAUUUCUAAACAACAUUUGUCGAUAUUUAUUUUAUAUCAAUGCUAGUGAAAGACUGACCAUGAGACGAUAAUUUCUUUUUUUUUUUAUUAACAAAAGUAACGAUUACAUUUAAUUGAUCCCGUCGGCCCUGCCCACAGCCCCCCCGAUUCAAAUCUAAAAGAAUAGUUCGUUAUGUUCGAUUAAAAAAAAUGAGAACAUCGAUCUAAACUAUAAUAAUACAUCGAACAGGUCACAACCUAAAGAAUUAUUCUAAAUCGUUAGGAAAAAAAAAAGAAAAGAAAAGUGUAAAGUAUUUUUUUUUUUUUUUUAGAGAAAAA
This is a messenger RNA of Polistes canadensis, 2919 nucleotides long. Its product is annotated as solute carrier family 41 member 3-like. Gene Ontology annotation, molecular function: monoatomic cation transmembrane transporter activity. Gene Ontology annotation, cellular component: plasma membrane. The transcript is spliced from 9 exons. The record is from RefSeq and is a predicted model, not a curated record. NCBI's taxonomy places the organism in Eukaryota, Metazoa, Arthropoda, Insecta, Hymenoptera, Vespidae. Bases 744 to 2603 code for a protein of 619 amino acids. Gene Ontology annotation, biological process: monoatomic cation transport.